Messenger RNA from Cryptotermes secundus, 2141 nucleotides. RefSeq names its product leucine-rich repeat-containing protein 15. The transcript has 2 exons. The record is from RefSeq and is a predicted model, not a curated record. Bases 104 to 1432 code for a protein of 442 amino acids. Gene Ontology annotation, molecular function: protein binding. Lineage: Eukaryota; Metazoa; Arthropoda; Insecta; Blattodea; Kalotermitidae.
ACAUAUCCUUCUUUGAUAAAAAUAUGUUGGAUGCUGAUUCCUUCACAACUGGCUGAACUUCAAGUGAGGACAAUACGCCCUUCACCGAGUGUCCUGCUUUAAAAUGGCAAGAUGGGCGUGGCUUUUGCUGAUUGUCUGCCUGUCUCCUACUGCAACUGCUUUGUGCCCAUUGAUGUGCCAGUGUUCCAGCAACUACACUGCUGUCUGUUCCUCUUUGAACCUAACCUCAUUAUCGUCUGGUGCCUUUCAGUUCUCAAGCAAUCUCCUUGUCCUUCGCCUAGAAAGAAAUUUUUUAAGUUCUCUCAGCGCCAAUGUGUUCUCAACACUCACAAACUUGAAACGAUUAGAUUUGGAUGAGAAUACCCUAAAAGAUCUUCCAGAGUCUUUGUUCACAUCUCUGCAUGAGUUACAGAUUUUGUAUUUGAAUGACAACAGUUUGACAACUUUGCCAGGUAAUGUUUUCAGAACACUUGAGAACUUGGUCAUUCUCUGGUUGCACAAUAAUAAAAUAGAAUCUUUGCCAUCAGAGAUAUUUGACUCACAGAAGAACCUUCAGACUCUGAGUCUUAUGAAAAAUGCUUUAAGGAAGUUGGACAAAGAAUGGUUCAAACAUCUGGGCAGUUUGGAAUUUCUGGCCUUAUCAAACAAUCAGCUGGUUUCUAUAGAGGAGGACACAUUUUCUGCACUGGUCAGUUUAAGAAAUCUUUCCCUCCAUCACAAUCAGAUCAUUUCAAUACAGGAUCAUGCCUUUAGCAAACUGCCAAAAUUGGAAAUCUUGUGGCUCUAUGACAACAGGCUUUCAGAAAUAACUGACAACAUUUUCAAUGGAGCAACACCUAUAAAAUCCUUAUCUCUGCAUAAUAACCAAUUGAAGAAAAUGAGCAGCAAGGCAUUUGAGAGUCUUACAAGCCUGGAGCAGAUAUAUCUUGAUGGAAACUUGUUGACAUCACUGGAUUCUAAGCUAUUGCAGUCUCAGAAUAAGUUACGCAUGCUUGAACUGCAAGACAACAAGCUGACCUCAGUGAACAUCGAGCUUCUGAAACCUCUCGUCAGUCUUAGAACUUUCAAUCUUUCAGGAAACCCACUGCUUUGUGACUGUACCUUAUGGGAUGCAUGGCUGUGGUGGAGUGCACGUGCACUAAAUCCACUUGCCACCUGUCAACUUCCAGAGAUAAGCAUAGGAGUCAGUAUCAGACAGCAACUUCAGAACUUAGUCUGCAAUUCAGAGAGAACUGGCAGAGUGCAGCCAGCUGUUUCUCAAACGCGUGUUCAAGCUGAAAGCAGUUGUGGUGUGAGGAAUCUCACUGUUGGGUGCUUGAUCAUACUCAUCAUUAUUUCUGCUAUAAUGAUUGGUUCCUUCAUUUAUAUUAUAGGUCACAGAAAACACAGAGUACAGGAAAUGUUACUCCCACUGGAGAGUAACAGUAUCUGAUAUUUUAUGUGAAAAUAUGCAAGAGUUGGAAAGAAGUAUGACAGCUAUCAGUGAUCCCAUGCUAGGUAACUUGAAAACUAAACGGUUUGACUCCCAACAUAUAUACUACAUCAUGCAGCUGUGACGAUCUCCUGAAUGUAAACAUGGCUCUGGUGAAGAACUGUUAAAAAUAAUAUACGUAAUAUUUCCUUAAAUAUCUGGCAACGUCAAAAUAUAAAAAAAUAAUUGUUUGCAAGUGUAUACAUCACUUUUCACAUACAACAAUAAAUAAAUAUGCUUUAUAUUAAAUAACGCUCAAUACUAAUAUAAGUUUUCAGGUGUUGAGAUUGUGUUCUCCUGGGUUGUGAGGUGAGUACCAACGUUUCAGAGGAACAUGAUACCUCCAUCUUCAGGGUUGUCUCUAGGACUAAUGCAGCAUUCUUACCACUUCCAUGACAACACAGUAUUACUAUAAAUCAUCAUCAUCAAUAGAAAAUAUUAUCUGAUAAUAUUGUUAUGUAGAGAUGUUGAUGUCUUCUCAUUAGAACGCAGGAGAAAAUCGUGAUAUAAAGAUAGCUAAUAAAAAUUUAAAAUAUGUUGAAGUUGAAAUGCUUGAGAAUAAAACCAACAAAUUCAACUUUCAUCCACAAAGAAAGUAACAGUACAUUCAGUCCAGGGAAUGCUUGCUGCAAUUCAAAUCAGAAACUAUCAUCAUGUCUUCUAUCUAAAC